Messenger RNA from Mizuhopecten yessoensis (Yesso scallop), 840 nucleotides. RefSeq names its product proteoglycan 4-like. The record is from RefSeq and is a predicted model, not a curated record. Bases 1 to 840 code for a protein of 279 amino acids. Lineage: Eukaryota; Metazoa; Mollusca; Bivalvia; Pectinida; Pectinidae. The transcript has a single exon.
AUGUGUCCAAGACCCCAUUGUGUCCAAGACUUCAAUGUGUCCAAGACCCCAAAGUGUCCAAGACCCCAAUGUGUCCAAGACUCCAAUGUGUCCAAGACCUCAACCAAUCCAAGACUCCAAUGUGUCCAAGACCCAAAUGUGUCCAAGACCCCAUUGUGUCCAAGACUCCAAUAUGUCCAAGACCCCAAAGUGUCCAAGACCCCAAUGUGUCCAAGACCGACACCAAAGUGUCCAGGACCCCAAUGUGUCCAAAACUCCAAUGUGGCCAAGACCCAAAUGUGUCCUAGACUCCGAUGUGUCCAAGACUCAAAUGUGUCCAAGACCCCAAUGUGUCCAAGACCGACCCCAAAGUAUCCAAGACCCCAAUGUGUCCAUGACCGACCCCAAAGUGUCCAAUACUCCAAUGUGUCCAAGACCCCAAAGUGUCCAAGACCCCAAUGUGUCCAAGACUCCAAUGUGUCCAAGAACCAAUGUGUCCAAGACCCCAAUGUGUCCAAGACUCCAAUGAGUCCAAGAUCCCAAAGUGUCCAAUACCCUAAAGUGUCCAAGACCCCACCGUGUCCAAGACUCCAAUGUGUUCAAGACUCCAAUGUGUCCAAGAUCAACCCCAAAGUGUCCAAGACCCCAAUAUGUCCAAGACCGACCCCAAAGUAUCCAAGACCCCAAUGUGUCCAUGACCGACCCCAAAGUGUCCAAGACCCCAAUGUGUCCAAUACUCCAAUGUGUCCAAGACCCCAAAGUGUCCAAGACCCCAAUGUGUCGAAGACCCCGAAGUGUCCAAGACCGACCCCAAAGUGUCCAAGACCCCAAUGUGUCCAAGACCGACCCCAAAAUGGCUAA